This is a messenger RNA of Penicillium cinerascens, 1197 nucleotides long. RefSeq names its product oleate delta-12 desaturase. NCBI's taxonomy places the organism in Eukaryota, Fungi, Ascomycota, Eurotiomycetes, Eurotiales, Aspergillaceae. Gene Ontology annotation, biological process: lipid metabolic process. The transcript is spliced from 3 exons. The coding region runs from base 1 to 1197 and encodes 398 amino acids. Gene Ontology annotation, molecular function: oxidoreductase activity. The record is from RefSeq and is a predicted model, not a curated record.
AUGGCUUCCACUAUUCAGACGGUUGAGCCCGUCAUUCAAUUGAAGGGCGAGAUUGAGCCCAAGGAUAUCACUUAUGGCUUCAUCAGAAGCAAAGUCCCAGCUCAUUGCUUUGAGCGUUCUGCACUGCGGUCAUCCGCGUAUCUGCUCCGUGACUUUGUGUAUGCUUCAGUGCUGGUGUUUCUCGCCCUGAAGAUUGAUCUUCUGCCUUCGCCGACUCUCCGAGUUGCCGCUUGGAUCCUUUAUGGCUUUGUCCAAGGCUGCGUUGGCGUUGGAAUGUGGAUUAUCGGCCACGAAUGUGGUCACGGUGCCUUCUCUGCAUACAACAAGCUCAACAAUGUUGUUGGCUGGGCUGUGCACUCUCUUCUCAUGGUGCCUUUCUUUUCCUGGAAGAUCACCCACGGCAGACAUCACCGUUACCACGCCCACAUCGACAAGGAUGUUGUCUUUGUGCCUCCCACUGAAUCUGAAGUUCAGAACCAAAAGCCCACUCUGGUCAGCAAGUUUGUGGAGCUGGUCGAGGAGACUCCUCUCUAUCACGCUAUCACUCUGCUCGGACACCAGCUUUUCGGAUGGCAACUCUACAUGCUGUUCAAUGUCAGUGCCGGAAACAAGAGUCUUCCCAAAGAAAACAGCGAGAAGAUGUUCCGGAACAGCCAUAUUGACCCCAUUGGCUCUCUGUGGACCAACUCGCAAGCUCCUCUGAUCGCCAUCUCCGAUAUCGGUCUUCUCCUCGUUGGAAGCGCGCUCUACUAUCUGUCUGGACAGAUCGGUACCUGGAAGGUCGUGCUGCUCUACGUCGUCCCCUAUUUCUGGGUUCACCACUGGCUGGUUGCCAUCACCUACCUGCACCACACUCACCCUGAUGUGCCUCACUACGACGAGAAGUCUUGGACUUUCGUCAAGGGUGCUCUUUCAACCGUCGACAGACGCUUCGGCUUCAUCGGACGCCACUUGUUCCACGAGAUCAUUGACUACCAUGUCAUCCACCACCUCUUCCCCAAGAUUCCUUUCUAUCACGCGGAAGAGGCUACCAACGCCGUUGUGCCUUACCUCGGCAAGCGGUACCAUCUCGACGAGGGAAUGUACAUGAAGUCCCUCGUUGACACUUUCAGCACUUGCAAGGUCGUGACCGAUGCUGACUCCGAGGGUGCUCAUCACUGGAAGCUUCCCCAGAGCGCGGGAAAGAAGCUGAACUAG